Cicer arietinum (chickpea) is the source of this 1361-nucleotide messenger RNA. Its product is annotated as imidazoleglycerol-phosphate dehydratase, chloroplastic. Gene Ontology annotation, biological process: L-histidine biosynthetic process. Lineage: Eukaryota; Viridiplantae; Streptophyta; Magnoliopsida; Fabales; Fabaceae. The record is from RefSeq and is a predicted model, not a curated record. Gene Ontology annotation, molecular function: imidazoleglycerol-phosphate dehydratase activity.
CUCUAUUGUUGGUUAACUCAAACAAAACGCCGUUUCCUGCUACCUCGUCUUCACGAACUGAAUGGAGUUGUUUGCUACUACUACUCAUUCUCUUCCAAACCAUAAAUCUGGAAUUAACACUUUUCAUUCAACCCUUUUCCCAAAAACAUUCAAAUCUUCAUUCUUUUCAUCAAAUCACCUCACUCUCACCUCCUCUAUGAAUCCUCCCACAGCAACUCUUUCCUCUUCUGCCUUUGUUGAACGCAGCAACGGUUCAACUGCAACUUCUUUGCCUUUUCACUCAGAGGAUAGAGUUGGAGAGGUGAAAAGGGUUACUAAGGAGACUAAUGUUUUUGUCAACAUUAAUUUGGAUGGUACUGGUGUUGCUGAUUCUAGUACUGGCAUUCCCUUCCUUGAUCAUAUGUUAGAUCAACUUGCUUCACACGGGUUGUUUGACGUACAUGUGAAGGCUACCGGUGACAUACACAUCGAUGAUCAUCACACAAAUGAAGAUGUUGCUCUUGCUAUUGGAACGGCUUUGCUGCAAGCCCUUGGUGAUAGGAAGGGUGUUAACCGGUUCGGUGACUUCUCUGCUCCUCUUGAUGAAGCAUUGAUACAUGUUUCAUUGGAUUUAUCAGGUCGACCACAUCUAAGUUAUAAUUUGGACAUACCUACUCAGAGGGUUGGGACAUAUGACACACAGUUGGUGGAGCAUUUUUUCCAGUCUAUAGUGAAUACUUCCGGUAUGACACUUCACAUUCGCCAGCUUGCUGGGAGAAAUUCUCAUCAUAUUAUUGAAGCAACCUUCAAAGCUUUUGCAAGAGCUCUUCGACAAGCAACGGAAUAUGACCCACGUCGCCGUGGAACUGUGCCAAGUUCCAAAGGGGUUCUGUCACGCUCUUAAUAUCUUUGGCCAGCAUGCACAUUUGGAAUGAGCUACUAAUAUUACUAAUCCUUUAUAGUUCUUCAAGGAUUUGAAUUCAAGAUGAACCCUUGCUCCAAUCUCUUCCAUCACAUUGCUUACAUAUAUCUCGCGAUAAUAAUGGGCAGUGCUAGGUGCACAUAUUUGUAAAAGAAGUUACCAGCAUCGGUAAACAUUAUUCUGCUGUACGUGCAUGUUAAUGCGAAAGGAUUUGUAUGUCUGAACCUCUCCAAACCAUACCAUGGUGUGAGCCUUGUGCAGCAAGCAUCCUUUUUGUUGUGUUGUUGUUGGAAGGAUAAGAUUUUUUUCCCCUUAUUUGUAGGAAUAAUUUGGACCACCAAGGUUUUCUGUUGAUUUAUCUUAUAGAAUAAUCAAUGACUUUGUGACAUACGCAUAAUUUCUUUUAGUAAAAUGACACUAUGGAUAUUUAAGCCUAUAAUAACAUGUUAUUUAGAUUCUC